Colossoma macropomum (tambaqui) is the source of this 3305-nucleotide messenger RNA. RefSeq names its product synaptonemal complex protein 2-like (gene sycp2l). The record is from RefSeq and is a predicted model, not a curated record. Lineage: Eukaryota; Metazoa; Chordata; Actinopteri; Characiformes; Serrasalmidae. The coding region runs from base 1 to 2664 and encodes 887 amino acids. The transcript is spliced from 34 exons.
AUGGCGCAAAAAACCGUGCGCUGUGCCGCAGCCGUCUAUAAACCACCUGCUCAUAAAGACGCGUCCUUCAUUUGCACUGAUAUGCAGGCCAUUACAAACAGAAAACUAUGGCUUGCAAAAAGACUAGAGGAUGCAUUCUUCAGUAACAAUGUUCUCUCGGCCGUUAUGGUUAUUCUUGAGGAGAAAUCUUCCACAUCUCUGGUCGACCGGCUGGACGAAGUUGCAAGCAGGGAACUACAGAAAAAUGAAUUCAAAAAUGUUACACUCAUACUGCGAGCCUUUGAACAAAUCAUCUCCAAAGACAAAGACUGCAUCAACAUACUUGUCCAUCAAGGUGUCGUCAUAAAGAUGCUGAAUUGGUUUGAAAGGGUCUCUGAACAUCUGAAGAUGCAGCAGAAAGCCUCCAAGGGCCCGGUGCAGCUCAUGGAAGUCUUCUAUGAAGUGUCCAUGAGUCUUUGCCAGAGUGAUGUUGAAGACAACGGUAAGAUUCUGGAAGUACUUCUGCUGAGGUUUGGCGCUGUUGUGAUUGACCAAGAAGUGAAAUUUGGUCUGCGGCUGGAGGCGAUUAAGACCAUAAACUCAAUGUUGGACAAUUCUUCCAAAGAGUUUCGGAGAAAGAUCUGUCAGUCUGAUGAUCAUAACUUUCUGCUCGAGGAGUUUGCUAAGGUGAUAGUAGAUGUUGGUGAUUAUGAAAUGCAGGUGGCCGUAUCUGAGGCACUCUGUCGAAUGACUCCAAAGAAACUGAGGGAAGAAUUGGUUGGCAAGUGGUUUAACUAUAGAAGCUUUGCAUCCACUUUCACAGCAAUAAGGGUCAAAGAGUUUGAAACGGACUGUAGGAUAUUUCUAAAUGAACUCAACAGCUAUUUUGGAGACUCGAGAAGAGUUUUUUCAUUUCCGUGCACUAGGGCAUUUCUGGACUUUACUGAGUUGUUUAAACCUGAGGAUGAGCUUCUGAAGGAGUUCUGGGUGGACUUCAAUGUUGGGACAUCCUGCAUCAGCUUCUUUGUGCACGACCCAGAGGGAACUCUGUGGGAACUUAUUCAUCUUCCUAAAGAAGCUCUCUGCACAUACAGCCUUCGAGAAUGUGAUGAUCGGAAGCUUUUGAGUGUUCAUAUGAAUGUUGAUGUCUCUCAUGGCAACACAGUCGGCAAAAUGGUCCAGAUUGCCUUUGACUCGAAGUAUGACAUCCAGACUGCAGUGGAGAAAGUCUUUGGUAGAGGAGAGGAUUCGCAAUUACCAGAAGACCCAAAGCAUGUCGCAUCAGUUUGGGAAGACUCAGGAAUCCCGGUUACUCUGACUGAUAGUGCACCAAAACUUUCCAGUCUUCCUGUUACAGAUACUGCUGGAAGACCUCACGUUUCCUUUGUAAUUCAGAGUGGACCAAGCCACCUGCCAUCACCUAAAGUCAGAAGAAUCCAAGCGGAAGACAGUUUUUGUCUAAGAAUCGAUUCAGACACAGAGGUGGCACGGGCUAAAGCUACUAUCUUCGGUCAGCCUCUUUCUUCUAAUGGGUCUGUUAGCUCUGUUAGGUCUCUUCCUUCCACCAUGAGUGAAAUGAAAUCUGUACAGAAGAGGAAACUAAGGCCAUUUCACUCUGAGAGUGACAGCCAUGCUCUAGCCAGCGAGAGGCGUUCUUCCAAAGAGACGCCUCGCCACGACUACACCAGAAAAAAGCCGCGACUGAAGAGUAAACUCAAAGUUCUCCCACUUUCUUCACCCAGUAGUAGCAAUGAAGAUGAGUACUUCAAGGAAUCGACCCCCAAAGGUAAACUUUUGGGAAGGGAGAGGGCUGAAGAUGCCUCAUGGUCUCAAAGCAAAGCUAAAGUGCACAGUCUGGACACCUCCCACCCAUCCAAAGAGACAACUGUGGAUUCAGGCUUUCAAGAUAAAGUCAGUUUUGAAGACACUGUUUUUGCAGAAGAUGAACCUGUUAUAGUUAUAGAGGAGCAAGAAGUAAGUAAAGAACCACCACCACCUCCUCCAAGCAAAAGGCCAUCAACAUCUACAGAGUUGCCUGUGGGUUCAGAAGUGACUGAGACGCAGUUACAGAAGGAAGAAGAGUCUUCCUUCCUAACACUGAAACCUAGAAGACUUUUCCCUUCUACCUCGUUGGAGAGUGCUACAGCCUUAAUGGAGGAUGAAGAAUCUGAGACAGAGAUGGGUUCUGGAGUCAUCGCUGCCUUUAAUACAUUUAAGACUCAGCUAAGAGAACACUUCUCUUCCAGGUAUAAGAAGAUUGAAGCAAAGUCACUGAGAUCUUUAACUGACUGCCAGAAAAAUGUGACCUCUCUGCUGCAAACGGCACACAAUCAAAGGCUUGUCCAUUUGGAACACUUCCAGGACACUGUUGUGCAGCAGCUGGGGCAGCUGGAGCAGAACUGUCUUUCCCUCAAAAACAUCGAACAGGAAACUGUGAGGUUCUGGCAGUCUGAAUCCGAUACAGUGAAGGCUUUCUGUGAUAAACAGCAGAAGAGGUUGGAUUCUCUAGAUAUACUGAGAGAGAGUGUCCAGGUGCCCCAGAGGCAAGGAAAGAGCACUGAAGCAACAGCCAGUGUGUCCUCAGAUGCCCCCACAACCCUCUUGGCUGCAGUGCCGGUUAGUGCAGAGACUGAAAAGAGCCAAAGGGGGCCAAACACUGUUCCAGCACCAACAGCUUCCACCUAGAAGUCUACACUCUUAAAAUAUACUACUUUCAACUUGCAAUUUUUAAAACCCCUUAUGCAACCAGAAACUGGGGCGCCUACGCUGACAUAUUAAAACCAUCUUGAGCAUUUGCAUAGGAGAAUUUUUUUAUUGCACUUGUUCAUUGAGAAUAUUAUUUGUCCUUGAAUUUGCUUAUUUACAGUUACAAUGAUUUAGAAUCUUUUUAUCUAAUAUGAAAAGAAAACACAAAUGAAGGCAUGGAGAGAUUGACCUUACCUUAUAUGGGUUAUUUUUUUAUUUACACAUUUAAAACCUCUGCUAUUUCUCAACCUCAUCAGCACUAUAUUUUGUAAAUAUUCUUUGUUUAAUGGUUUUGAUUCAUCUCUGAGUAGUGGAGGAUCUGGCAAACAUGCUCUUGCCUUACUCUCAUUUUUCUUUGCUGUAAUCUUUCUGUAGAUUUCUGUCCUAGAGUCUGAUAUAGAAAAAGAAACUGUCCAGAGAGGCAUUUGGCACUAGAAAGGACUGAAUUUGCUGGUUUGUCAAAUCUAUGCAGGAAGGCCAUCGCAUAUAUAUACCUUAUUAAUGUAGUAUUCUUACACAUCUGAUGCUUCUUGAAUAAAUUUAAAUGAAUGGAAAGUACUGUGUAAAUCUCCACUAAGGAA